Propithecus coquereli (Coquerel's sifaka) is the source of this 2828-nucleotide messenger RNA. It is a transcript of the gene COQ8A, whose product is annotated as aarF domain containing kinase 3. Gene Ontology annotation, cellular component: extrinsic component of mitochondrial inner membrane. The coding region runs from base 72 to 2006 and encodes 644 amino acids. Lineage: Eukaryota; Metazoa; Chordata; Mammalia; Primates; Indriidae. The transcript is spliced from 15 exons. The record is from RefSeq and is a predicted model, not a curated record. Gene Ontology annotation, biological process: ubiquinone biosynthetic process. Gene Ontology annotation, molecular function: kinase activity.
GCAGCGGCGAGCGCGCGGAGGCGUCUCGAAGGUGACCGCGGACCCUAGCUUCCUGCAGCGGGCCCUGAAGGAUGGCUGCCAUGCUGGGGGACGCCAUCAUGGUGGCCAAAGGCCUUGCCAAGCUGACCCGGGCGGCUGUGGAAACCCAUCUGCAGCACUGGGGCAUCGGUGGGGAGCUCCUCACGGCGGCCAGGGCCCUGCAGUCCACGGCUGCGGAGCAGGUCAGCGCGUUCCUGGGGAAGGCACAGGGUCAGGACAAACGCGAAGAGCCUUUUGUGGAGAACUUGGAAGACGUGGAAGCAGAGUUGCACUUCUCAGGCCCGCAGGCAAUGGGAGCCUCCGCUGACUUCUCCGCAGACCCAUCACCGCCCGCAUCGUGGGGUCACACCCAGGGCGAGGGUCCGGCUCCUGCCUACGUUGGCAGCGGACCCUUUAGUGAAGCCGGGCUCCCGGGCCAGGCCACCUCCCCUCUGGGCAGGGUCCAUGGGAGACUCUUUGCAAAUCCCACAGACUCAUUCUGUGCCCCGGGCUUUCAGCGAAGGUUCUUCCACCAGGACCAGGCCCCUGUGGGGGGCCUCACGGCCCAGGACAUCGAGAAGGCGCGGCAGGCCAAGGCCCGCCCUGAGAACAAGCCGCACAAGCAGGCGCUCAGCGAGCAGGCCCGGGAGCGGAAGGUGCCAGUGACGCGGAUCGGGCGGCUGGCCAACUUCGGAGGGCUGGCCGUGGGCCUGGGCUUUGGGGCCCUGGCUGAGGUUGCCAAGAAGAGCCUCCGCCCUGAGGACCCCACAGGGAAGAAGUCCGUGUUGGAUUCCAGCCCCUUCCUGUCGGAGGCGAACGCCGAGCGCAUCGUGCGCACGCUCUGCAAGGUGCGCGGGGCGGCACUCAAGCUGGGCCAGAUGCUGAGCAUCCAGGACGACGCUUUCAUCAACCCCCACCUGGCCAAGAUCUUCGAGCGCGUGCGGCAGAGCGCUGACUUCAUGCCACUCAAGCAGAUGACGAAAACUCUCAACAACGACCUGGGGCCCAACUGGAAAGACAAGCUGGAGUACUUUGAGGAGCGACCCUUCGCCGCGGCUUCCAUCGGGCAGGUGCACCUGGCCCGCCUGAAGGGUGGCCGCGAGGUGGCCAUGAAGAUCCAGUACCCUGGCGUGGCCCAGAGCAUCAACAGUGAUGUCAACAACCUCAUGGCGGUGCUGAACAUGAGCAACAUGCUUCCGGAAGGCCUGUUCCCCGAGCACCUGAUCGACGUGCUGAAGCGGGAGCUGGCCCUCGAGUGUGACUACCAGCGGGAGGCCGCUUGUGCCAAGAAGUUCAGGGAGCUGCUGAAGGACCACCCCUUCUUCUACGUGCCCGAGAUUGUGGACGAGCUGUGCAGCCCCCACGUGCUGACCACAGAGCUGGUGUCUGGUUUCCCCCUGGACCAGGCAGAAGGGCUGAGUCAGGAGAUUCGGAAUGAGAUCUGCUACAACAUCCUGGUUCUGUGCCUGAGGGAGCUGUUCGAGUUCCACUUCAUGCAGACAGACCCCAACUGGUCCAACUUCUUUUAUGACCCCCAGCAGCACAAGGUGGCUCUUUUGGACUUCGGGGCAACACGUGAAUAUGACAGAUCCUUCACUGACCUCUACAUUCAGAUCAUCAGGGCUGCUGCUGACAGGGACAGGGAGGCCGUGCGGACGAAGUCCAUAGAGAUGAAGUUCCUCACUGGCUAUGAGGUCAAGGUCAUGGAAGACGCCCACCUGGAUGCCAUCCUCAUCCUCGGGGAGGCCUUUGCCUCAGACGAGCCCUUUGACUUUGGCACCCAGAGCACCACCGAGAAGAUCCACAACCUGAUUCCCAUCAUGCUGAAGCACCGCCUCGUCCCCCCACCCGAGGAGACCUACUCCCUGCACCGGAAGAUGGGGGGCUCCUUCCUCAUCUGCUCCAAGCUGAAGGCCCGCUUCUCCUGUAAAGCCAUGUUCGAGGAGGCCUACAGCAAGUACCGCGAGAGGCAGGCCAAGCAGCAGUAGCUGCCGGACACCGGGGCCGCAGGUGGACCGGGGCGCCCAGCCUGCGGGUCGCGCCCAGGCCGGCUCCGCGGACUCUCCGUCCUUCACGCGGGCGCAAACCACUGCAGAGAUGGCGUCGAUGCUUCGUUUAAGCCCCAGUGCCCAGUACGAAAAGGUGGCUGGUUCUGGUGGGGAUUUGGGGAGAGGCUGCUGAGAGCCUCAUAGCUAGUGCUUCACACGGUUUUCACUGCUAAAUAAAUGGUUGUAGGAUGAGAAGUGCGAGAAUGAAAAUGAAACUCCACUGCUGUCAGAAUCUGCCUGUUGUUUAUUCAUCCCCUGAAAUAAUUCUAGAUAAAAGGACAAUUUUGUUGUCUUCUUUUUCCUAAUACGAAAAGCAGAGAGUACUUACUCCUUCGAAUCUGCCACCAAAACAAAACAAAGAUUUUUGGAUUUUGUUAACUGUAGUGCGAGGUUUGUGUGUCCGUGUUUCUAGAAUGAGAUUCGUUUCCUGCCCUCUUGCUCUCCAGCCUGUGGUCUGAGCGGGAGCAGUGCCGAUCUGAACGAUGCCAGCACGCCCCGCUGCACCUCGUGGGCCCGGCCUGCCCGGGCCGGUCCUUAGCUUCCCUGACAGCUGAACGUUCCCAGAGAAUCGCUGCCUCACAGGGGAGGGGUCGCAGCAGUGGGCCAGGGAACCGAGACACGUACCUCGUCUGCUGCUGGAAGGCUCCUCCCUGCCGGGGCCACUGCCAGAGGAGAUGCACGGGUGUCGCUCGUUCUACCAAAGGGUCAUCACAGGCUCUGAAUUUUUGUACAAGUCUUAUAAUUAUCUAGUUUAAAUUCAAU